AUGCGUCCCUGUCUUACGACUUUUACACCUAUAACCUACUACUACUACUACUACUACUACUACUACUACUACUACUACUACUACUACUACUACUACUACUACUACUACUACUACUACUACUACUACUACUACUACUACUACUACUACUACUACUACUACUACUACUACUACUACUACUACUACUACUAUAUCUACUACUACAACUCCAAUACUACGAGUACUAGUCGGUCUAAGCGUCCUAGGACAUGUUUGUGGAGCUCCGUGGCUGCUGGUGUUACGCGUCACUUCAGUAGAAGCCGCUUAUACAUGUGCCCCUCCUCCCUAGUGAGUGAGUUCGUCGGGGGACCGUCUGCUCGGAUUUUGUAAGUUCGUUAGGACGGUUUGCUCUAACCCUUAUGUACGUAGUACCGCAGGACUUUAUAGGCCAUGGCAAGGUCUUAAUGCCUGUUGAUGAAUUUUUCAUCUGGAUACCGCACCUAACGUGUGAGUCUGUCUGCUGUUGAGACGCAUCGGCACAAGAUGGUCGCUCCUUGAAGAUCAAAAGUGAGGCCGGUUUGUAACAAAAUGCCCGGCUGGAAGGGAAUCAGGUGUUGGGGGACGUGCGGUACACCUUCGCCCUGACAUCUUUGAGCGCAUCUGUGACCGAGUAAAUUGAAACACACACCUGCAUGAGGGAUCUACUUUGAGUCGCGCACAAACUAAAUGCGUAGAUAAAAGAGGAUCGCUGUUCUUGUGAAAUAUCGAUAUGCCGUUACUUAAUGUCCCAGUUUCCCGGAAAAAUUCCAACGGUUGAUAAUUAUCAAAUCCAGUUUUAAACUACAAUUCAAGGUCACACGCCUUAGUUUGAGUGCUGAGGUGGCCAUCUUCAAGUCUGCCAAAUUAAGGCAGCAUUCCGAGUGAUAUACGGUUACUGCAAAUAAUGCCAUAAGAGAAUUCGCAGGCGGUCCUUCUCGUGCAUUCAACAGUACGAGCUUUAAAAUUUCCGAGAGACCGUUUUUAUGGUAAAAUAUCAAAAUAUGAGCUGAGAUCUUUAUAAAUCAAUUUUGUAGACCAAAUUUCUGGAUUGUGGCUUUUAGAAAUGCGUCUAACACAGGUGCAUACCGACGACAGUUUUGAAAAAUCAAUUUUAUUGCCAGGCACGAUUUUCGCAUUGUAUAAAAUUCAGCUUUUCACCUCUGCAAAAAAGGCAAAUUUAAAAAUGAGACCUUAGUGUUGACGUCCAUAACAUAUAUAAGGUGUAUCUCUUUUCCCCCAAAAUGAUUGUGCAAAUUUUGUAAAAUAACUAAACAGUAUUAUUAAAUUGGGUUGAGCAUAGAUCCGUGUUUAAGAUGAGUAAAGAGCCGCCCGCUCAGUGAGCAAUACGCGAUCAAGCAGACGCCACACUUGACUGACGUUCGACGGAUUUAUUGUUCUGAUGUUUUUCACAGCAGAAUGGUCAUUCAAAUAUUCUGGGCCUUGCUACAAAGACCGUCCUUAGGAUUCUGCCAAUCACUCUUAAUGUGUGGGAAUAUUGACUUGAAAUUCUCGCGUUGCGAUCAGUUCAUCGUGAUACUCUUUAUUGUACGGCUUGAUUUAGUCCCAUAUCCGAUAAAAACAUACAGUUGAGAACUAACUUUGCACACCGACAACGAUGCGAACCUGAAACACUUUCUAAUUAAAUGAGGCGGAUAAAUGUGUGUGCAAACCCUAAGGGCCACAGCUUUCUACGUGCGUGGGUGCUUAAACCAGAAGUUUAGUGAAUCGACCUAAUUAGACCGAUCAUUGUAUAUUCAGUCCUAUUGCUUGCAUUACAGGGGAAGAGAGCCAAAUACUUUGCUUAGUAAAAUCCCUGGUGAAAUCACUCAUGGAGAGAAUGUACGUACAUACGUCACCCUGCACAAACUUCAGACGACAGAGUUCUCGCUUCCAUAGCAAUUUCCAAACUGAUAAGUAGAGCUUGUGGUUGGCGACGAAAAAAUGUGGUUGAGCAAAGGUUCAUGGCCACACCCGAAGGGUUCAGUCAAACAGGAAUAUACGGAGCCAGCGCCCAGCCCGAGUGGUCGUUCGUCCUUUACUUUUAGCAUGACUGAUUUAUAAUAGUGCAGUUUAUUUUAGUGCAGAUAGGGCGGGCACAUUCCAUGUAUGUAUGCAAUUGUACAAGUCAGCUACCUCCCUCCCCUACCGGUCUUAGGGGGACUGCGUGGGCUGGGUCAGAUACUGAAAUCCUAGUUACUUAGCCCCACCGUCCGGCCAUAUCUGCUCCUGUCCAAUUCGGAUUCCGCAUGCUCCUACACACAUAAAAACCGAUAUUCUACAUUUGUCUAUUACUGUUCUGCCCAAGGUUUGUCAGCGCCUGCUGUGCCAAUAUCAGCAAACCAUGGCCCUCGCAGCCCAGUGUGCGCUGGCAGUUCUCCGGUUUCUGGUUCUCUGGCGGUAGAUGCGCUUGCGUUCCGGCUGGAUAUACAGGUGGUGGGCAUGACUGCCCAGCCAUCCUCGUCCUUCGUACCCCUGUUGGGGUGCUGUUGUUGGUUAAAGUCCUGGUCAAGUGUAUGUUGUGGACCAGCGGGUGUGGAAGCACGCCUAUAUGCGGGUCUGGCCGUGCUAGCAAACGGCAUCCUCCCCUGCCUUUGGUUUCCUUGCCUCUAUUUUGACACUGGGUCAAGGUGGUGAUUGGGGUAGAGAGAGUGCGGUAGAUGCUGCGCAAGUCUACAUCCACAAUAAACUUCUCCACGUGCAAGCCACCGUGCCUGCUGCACCCUGCUGUGUAGCACACGGUGGACAUCGUCGGAAUCGACUGUCGAACUUGGGCGUCGGCCACCAAUUAUAGUUAGGAAGUCUUCAUGUGCUCCACUUAUGUGAUACACCUUGGUUCCGUUGUCCAUAACACGUUCACACUUCGAAACGGGAUACCCUUACCUGAUCUUUCUGUUUCCUUCCGAAGCGCUUUCCAAGGUAGCUUGAAUGAACUGUCGGCACUACUGGCUAUCUGACUACUUUUCCCAGAAAGUUCGCAAUGAUCCCUGACCUCUUGCGUCUUCUCAGUCCAUUUUACCGUCAUUCUACAGAGGUGUCGAAGUACGAUACUCGACAGCGGGGAGUGUACACACAGAAACACAACCAGUUGUAGUCAGCGUUCUCCCUGCGCGAGUGUCGGCCGAAGUGUAUGCGUCCGGACUUCCUUCGGUUGGGGCCAAUCUAUGAGGAGAUAAAUAUCCGUCGGAGCCACGGCGUCGGAAGCCAGAGACUGCGUCACGCGCGUUAGGUGGGCCGAAAGCAGUAUGAAUAAGUGGUGGCGCUGACGGCCGUGAGAGUAGGCACCUACAGAGGCAAAAUCCACUCCCAGUAUCUCAUCAUACAUACAUCCUAAAUGAACUCCUCUUGUCCCUCAGAACCUUCUAGGUUGGACGUACGUGAUUGGACAUUCGCCAGCCUAUUUGCUCCAUGUCGUUUACAGUUUGUUUCUUGGACACACAUAAUGACAAAAUAGCAGGCAGUUUUAAAGUCGCCAGGACAGGCGUAAUCCAAGCUGUCAUCCUCUUUCCCCUCUUGAGUUUAGCGUAGAUUCGGGAAUGCUCUUUUGUCGGCAAGGACAGCUCGUUUUGCUGUUCUUCAGUACUGGCCGUGCUUCGUCGUAUUCGACCCAUUCAGUUGAACACCGUAAUGCCAAACACACACACACACUCGCCCACUACAUUGGCUGAAUAUAACUCCCACACAGUAGUAUUCGAGCAGCCAAGUAUGAAAAUGCCUAUCAGUGGACAUCACUGUGCCAAGUGGCCAUCCAAAUCCAGUACAAUCUUGUUAUAUUUCCAGCCACUGAGCGAUGGUGUAGCGUCAGGAACAUGUGCGUACCCGGGGUCUUGCAAGUGCUGAGUAUGCGCUGGCAGUUCCCUGACACCUGGUUCCCUGCCGGUAGAUGCGCUUGCUCUCCGGCUGGGUAUACAGGUCGUGGGCAUGGCUGCCCAGCCAUCCUCGUUCUUCUUACCCCUGUUGGGUUGCUGUUGUUGGUUAAAGUCCUGGUUAAGUGUUUGUUGUGAACCGGAGGCCGUGGUGGUGCGCCUAGGCGCGGGUCCGGCCGCACCAACCAUCUGCGCCCUCCCCGCCUCCCGCUCUCUUGACUCUGUCUCCAAAUCGGAUCCAGGUGGGGAGGCGGAGAGAGGGCAGUAAAUGCUGCGAACGUCUACUCUCACUAUACACCAAUUGGCGUAUAAGUCACCGUGCCUGCUUUACCUUGCUGUGGUGCACACGGUGGACAUCGUCGGAUGCAACGGUCGAACUAUCAUCAAUACUGCUUUGUUGUUUACUGCCCUACCGGUGUUUAAGAGCCCUCAUUUAACUUUUGUUGAAAUGUGGGAAUCAAUUUCAAAGCGAGUAACCGCUAAACUCACUGUACUUGAAGGUCUCAAGCUCUCCCGAAAAUAUUUGCUUGCAAGAAGGACGGCGAUAUUUUGUCCUCUGCAGCAUGUCAUUUUUGGCAAAGACCGUGUUGGACUGGUUCGUGGGUAUUAAUUUAAAUUCUUGCUACUUUUCAGACAGAACACAUGCGGCAAGUUAAAAGACAGAGUCUCCCCCACCUAGUGGAGUGUAUUUCAUGCCGACCGCGGAAAAAGCGCUAAAUACGAUUCCUGUUUUCCUAUUCGUUUUUUUUCUAAUUUUAGCACCUUUGCAAACAAAGUAAAGGGGAACUGCCUUUGAAGUAGUCCCGUCUGCUAAAUACCGUGUGCGUUCCAAUUGCAGUGUGAUUGCUUGCUUUAACUUUAUGAACGUACAAGGGUGUUAAAAUCUUAUUAGGAAAAUCAACAAAAGGCAGUAUUACGUAGUCGGUUCUGAGCACUCGAGUUCUGAAAUAAAACUCAUCAGGGUUAAAAGAAGGAGGUAUGUGAUUCUUUAAAUUCCGUGACCGGCGUAUGUCACACAACAGACGAGAUAGUCAGUGCUAUUUUCCAUCUAGGAAGUCAAUCAAGCUUUAUGACUAAAAGAUCUUCGUCUCCCUAAAAGGGCAAAACGAGGAAAGACAGUAUAAUUGGGACUGGCGAAUCCAGGUUGCUUUGGGCGAAUUUUCUCACUUUCGCAAAUGAGUAGUUUAAGCGACUCGGGGUGAAUGUGUGCCGUGGGGUUGUGGGAUAAUGCUACCGUUAACCGCUCAAAAGAAUGCAAGAUUGUGAUUCAGUUUACGGCUAUAAUAUAAUUUUUAGACCACAGUCAGCCUCUCCGCCCGCGGUUAGCAAAGCAUUUUCAUCCCUGCCAACAGUCCAGAUGUCAGUCCUAUAGAAAAGCUUUCUGUAGUAAUCAAACGAAGUUAGUGUAACACAAGAAGACGUUUUUCAUUAAUGAGAAGGCGAAAUAUUUGCAUAAUAAUUGUGUAGAACUGUCCAAUACAGGUAAAUUGGCAAAUUCUUUGUCCUCUCGGCUUACAGCCUAUUGCACACAACGUUGGCAAUCCACAAAGUACUAGUACUUUGUAUUUUUCGUUGUUUUUUUCGUAUUCCUGCAGGCUUAUUAUACUCCUCUUUCUUACCGCCCGGUAUAUGCAGACAUCAGAAGACGAUACGUCAUAAAGUCGGUUUAUAAAAUGAUGGUUUUCCAUGAAAUAAGUCAUUUCUCCACCGUCACUGGAGAUUACCUGCUUGACCCUGAAAAUAGUUAUUGUGGUUGUUUUCGAUAACACUCUGGAAAGUUCAACAGUUAUCACGUCUAAGAUCCUUGAGGACUUUUAUGAACACAAAUUCGAAUGAAUUGACAUGGAUACUUAUGGAUGCAUAUCAACGCGCUCUUAUGUAUUACCGGACGGAAUAUUUUGGUUUCGAUGUUAGGGUGCAGUUCUUAAAAGGAUACCUUUCAAAGGCAGGUCCGGUUUUCAAAAGCUACGCGUUUAUGCCCACUUAAGCUAAUGUUAGAUUAUCUUAGACAUGAGGAGACGCCACUCAUUUUCCCUUGAAGAACGGCCGUUUAUUUAAUGCAGGGUAAUUUUCUUGGAUGGGGGGGGGAUGUUGAAAGAACUUUAAAUGCAAAUCUUCUGACUUUUCUUGUGCUACGUCACUAACUGUAUAUAUUGUAUAACUGUAACAGCGCACGCGCAAAGUAAGGUACGGUAGAGGGCUAACUCAUGAAAUGUCUGCCGAAAUUUGAAAUGCGUUUUCGUCUCAAAAAGAUUAAUUAAGGUUGUAAAAGUAGUCAGCCUGCAGCAUGAUCCUAUAAUAAUUCCAUUACCUCAGGAUGCCGACUUUCAAAUUAACGUCUUUCCGGUCGCAUGAAAAAACCAUACUCUUCAAAAAUGAAUACUUAAGACGCAUUCAUUUUUCUCAUUGAUUUUCGAUGCCCUUAAAAAUUUAAUUAUAUUUCAUGCAAAAAGUGCAUUAGAAAAAUUCAUUCUCUUGCCCAUUUUGUAGGAAUUGACGUCCUCUUUCAAGUUUAUACUCGAAGAUAGUGUAUAAUUCGGUUUAAGAAAGUUUCUAAUUGUGUGAUUUUUUAAUACCGUUAGAUGGCGGUUCACAAAACCUCAUGUGUCUGCAUUUACCAAUGUGGCUUGUAAAGUUAACAAUAUGACUCAAAUUCACUGCCAGAUUUAUGAACCCAAUAUAGUCUCCUCUUAAUACCGUACAGAAAUAUAUGGUUUUUAGCACGUGGAAAAUAUACGGUUUGUAGUUUGGAAACCCUGAAUUAUAAUGCGACGGCAGGUGGGGUUCGGAAUUAUUCGGGAAUUCGAAAAGCUUUUGAAAACCAAAUGAUACCCCUCCUACCCGUAUAAGACUGGAAGACGACGUAAAUGUCUAUGGAAUGAGCAAGAGAAUAAAUAUAUUUAUGCUUGUUUUUCAUGAAAUAUAAUUGCAUUUUAAAGGUCAUCGAAAAUCGAUUAGAAAAUGCAUGCUUUUUAAGUAGUCAUUUUUUGGAGAGUAUGGUUUUCGAAACGAAAACACAUUUCGGAAUUUCGGUUAACAUUACAUGAAUUAGCCUAGGUACUGUAUGUUGGAUGAAAAAAUAUAAAGUUUCUGUUGCGCUAUCCCUAAAAAGCAGAUGUUUUUUGCUGUUUGUGUAAUUAAGGGCAGUAAGAAAGACCUUAUGCUGUAAGAUGGGGGUUCACAGUCAUUGCAUAAGGGAUCCCUGUAAUCGUUUCACUGUUGAUGCAUAAUUUAUUGUGGACACUUAAUGCCUGGUGGAUUCGGACUUACGCAUCCUAGAUUGGAUUCAGGGGACUUCCCUAUUGGACGUUGCCUGUGGCAUUCAAACUUACUUGCUUUUGACAAGUGUCGUAUGUAAUAUCUACACGUCCGGACUGCGCUUCCCGUCUUUUGAGCCGCCGAAUUUCUUGUAUUGCCGUCUCAACACUUAUGCACACUCUGAACCUACUUCAUAUCUUGUUGAGAAUAUACAACAAUCAUGUUUGAGAUAGCUCGUGAAACUUAGAAGAAGAGGACACCAUUAAUGGACGCUGACCCUUAGGUUCGUUAAAUAAAAAAAUUAUCAAGAAAUUUUUGAUAAAUUAUGUUUAAUGUUUGUCAUCCACUCCGGUUUUUUGCUACAUACCAUGAAGACACUUUUUGCUGCUCAUUGCAAACGAUCAGCUGAAUGUGUGAACUUGGUUAGAGUAAACAAAUAUCGCUCAGUCACUAUUUCAUUCAAUUUUAUUAAACUGCAGGAAGGCCAACAAUUGCAGUUACGUUUUCUUUAAGACCCACACAUGUCUUUAGUGUUUAAUGACAAUUCACACUGUUCCCCGAAAAGGGGCUUGCUAGUUCCUAGGCCCUGCUGGCACUACUGGGUCAACUCAUUCAGUGAGCUUCCUUCGGGGGUUUCCGUACGCAUUUGCCGGUCGAAGCGAUGGUCAGAUCAGGCUGACACUUGUCGUCUUGGUGGUUGCAAUCUGUCAGAGGUUCGGGCAAUAGCCGUGGGCGACGACAUGAAGAGUACUACACAGCGGAUUGAUUCUUUUCAGGCCACUCCGCUAGUUAGAUGUAUGCUCUGUAAAAUUAAACCAAUAUUACUCAGCUAAUGCGGCAGAUUGCACGGUUAUUUAAAUUUUCUUCAAUUUUCAAAAACCUGCCUUAACAUAGAAGACGCCCGCUUCGCGCUGCUACAGUGACUAACCGAUCUCAUGAAAUGUUGGCCCAAAUUCUAAAAUGUGUUUUCGAUUAAGGAAAAUUAUUUAAGUGGGUUUGUAAAAUUGAUUAUUGUGCAGUAUAAUCCUAUAGUAUUUCUGACUCGUCAGCAUGUCGGCUUUUGUAUGCACUUCUUCUCCACCUUGUCCAAACGCCACACUCGCUGAAAAAUGGCUACUUAAGUAGCAUAAAUUUUUCACAGAUUUUUAAUGGCCUUAUAAAUUCAAACAUAUCUUGUAGAAAACAUGCACAAAAACGUUCUUUCAUUUACUCGCCUUGUAGAACAUCAUAUUUUCUUUAUAUUUUAUACUAAAAGAAAGUGCGCUUUUUGAGUUUAAAAAGUUUCAAAUUAUGAAAUCUUUUAAGACCGUGCAACAUUCAUUCAUACAGCAUCGUACCUGUCUGUUCACCAAUGCUCCUCGUGAAAUUUACAACAUAAUCCGCAUCCAUUGCUAAUUUUAUGAACUCUAUAUGGUGUUUUCCUAAAUGAAUAGAGGAAUGUGUGAUUUUCAUUAUGCGGAAAUCAUGCAGUUUGUGGACCGAAAUUGCUAAACGCUGGUGCAACGUUUAAUCAGACUUAAAAUUAUUCGGGAAUUUGAGCACGAUUUCGAAACCCAAAUAUACACUUCCUACGGGUAUACAAUGUGAAGACAGUGUGAUUUGCUACCGAAUGGGUAAAACAGAAUAUACUUUUGCGCAUAUUUCCUACAAAAUAUAUUCGAAUUCAUAAGGCCAUCGAAAAUCAGUGCGAACAUGCAUACUAGUUAGGUAGUCAUUUUUUUACCGAACGCAGUUUUUACAGAAGGUCGAAAAGAAGAGCAUCCAAAAGCUUACGUACGGACGAGUCCAAAAUACUAUAGGAUUACGCUGCACGAUAAUUAAUAUUAUAACCCCAUUUAAGUUAUCUUCCUUCAUUGAAAACGCAUUUCAGAAUUCUGGCCAACAUUUCAUGGGAUUGAGCUCUCACUGUAGUAGCUUCGUGGCGCCAAAGAAACGACCAUUCUUACAGUGAGACGUGAUUAGCUGUAUUAAUUUUUAUUUGAUAUCCAUAGAGCACUUUUUGCGUACAAAUGUAGAAUUGUGAAAACAAACACAUUAAAGUCUACCUAGUGAAGGUUAGAUAGCAAUACUACAGAGCAAGGAGGGAUUCAGUAACAUGGAAGAAUUACGAAAAAUGACAGCGACUACAAAAUAUCAGUACUUGAUCAGUUGUCAUGUUGCAUACAACUCAUUUAUUGCCACAAAUGCAAGAAGCCUGUCAAUAAAGGAGUGAUCUAUGCAACUAUCAAAUGCAAGAUUCAGUUUCACCCCACUAAUAGGCGGGAAGAUUGUUUCGGGAGGAUUGAGGCGGGAGCUGUUGGAAUGAAAUUGGUUGGAAAGAUUCAGACGGACUAGCUGACACUUUUCCAACAAACUUACUGUAGAACCGAAAUCGUUAGUAGAAAUAUAUAUAGUCUGAGUGACAAAUACCUUGUUGUUGACAGUGUUCGGUGUUGGCCACUGGAGCGGUCGCUCGUUGAACGUAAUCAGCCAAAACAUCGGACGCCGACAGUUCCUGAAAGCUGUGAUGGGCGCAUUGUGCUCCCGUCGGAAGUUGCUCUCGCAUUUGGUCAGAUGACCCAUCUUCGUCCAAAAAAGAGAUCUCAUCACGUAAACAACUGCUCUUCCACGGCAAUUAUUGGCGACAUAAACACUCUUCAGCAAAUGAAUACAUUCUCCAGUUAGUGACAUAAUUAAAAUGGCAAUGAAAUGGUUUUAUGCAAAUGAAGACCGUAUUCCUUCAUCCUAUUCCUAAUUGUGCGUAGACUGAAGAAUAGUCUUCAUGAGUAGACCUAACGACAUAGAAUGAAAUUCCUCUGAUAUACAUACUGGUUUUUCUGAUCUCUUGUGGACAGUUCUGGCUUGUCAUAAGGGCUUCCAGAUACCGUUUUGUUGUCAGAACAUCACUCAUGACGAUUCUCGAACACACUGACCAAUUCCACGAUUAACGCAUCAGUAUUUUUUGAAGUGCAUUUUUUACUCUUAUUCUGCUUUCACUCAAAGACUGAGGUUUUUUGAAAAACCACUUGUUAGUAAAUGUGUCUACGGAAGACAUUUCUGGCGGAGAUUGACCAAGAGAUCACGCUAGUCAGGAAAUUGACCCAAUUUUGCAUACCCAUGAGUUUCAGAUUACGGUGGUUUUGCGUCCAGCGAUUAAAGGUGAUGUUUUUAAACAGCUCUCUUAAACUUCGGCGACUUCAGGCGCUGCCCGUUUACUGAUUCCAGACCAUUCAGGUCACGGGUUUUCGGAAACCGGUCCAGUCUACCUGAUUUUUUAUCCAUCCACUUAGUGUUCCUUUUUAUAAGGAACAGGUAAGUGUCAUCGUAUGGCUGUUGUUGACUUGACCACAUAUGCCAUUUAGGACAUCCGAAAUUAAAGGACUUAAUUAAAGGAGGGAAAGAAAUGAGAAAAAAGUAGAUUUGCUUGUGUGAAAUUAUAAUGUAAAAAACAUAAAAAAUCCAAAAUUCACACAGUUGUUAUCAAAAGAUCUCGUUAUAUAUACAAUGCGAAUCAAAAAGCCUUAAAAGUACCACAAAUAUUUACAAAUUCUGGAAACAUAAGAUGACCAUGUGCGUUCACUUGAAUGAAAAUGUUCAUAAAAAUUGAAUCACCAUGGUCACAGUGCGAGGUUAAAGCGAUUUCUCAGGCACGAGUCUCCCUGAUUUCGCAUAUAUUGAGACACAGUUACGUGGAUAUGGGUCAAAAAUGGAUUCCCAGCAUUCCUCAUGUGGUUUGUGAUGAAAGAUUUUUGCGCAUUUAAAUGACAACUUUGUAAGCUGCCCGAAAACUAGUGUUUCAACUUGUAACGCGUUCUUUAUGAUACGACAUUUCUGGAAUAGUUGAACUGGAUUUUCUCAACUUCACGAAAACCGCACAAUAUUCACGAGCUGCUGGCCGGUAGCCAGAAAUGUGUAAAUGCACACUGGAGUUGGAUUCACAGUGUUCCAGCAUAUGGGCCGAAGUAAAUGUUCGGGCGUCUCUUGAUGCAGCUGUGAAGCGCUGGCCUGGUCAAGGGAUACCACAACCUUCCCAUAUGCUUUUCGAUAUGUGAUUGCGGCCAUCCUUCUAUGGUUGGACUUUGCAUUUGAGUAAAGCUUUAAUUAUAGGACUUUUUGCGGUCGGAUCUUAUUUCGUAGCCGUGCCUGCAGUAGACAAGACCCAGUCUAGCCCCUAACCCUAACCCCUAACUUCUAACCCCCAAACCCAAACGCUAACCUCAACCACUAACCCCUACCCCCUAACCCCAACCCCCAUUCUUAACCCCUAAUCCUUAACCCAGACUCCUAACCCUGAUCCCUGUAGUUGACAGCCAUAGUGGAAACGUUGCGCCUCUCGCUAGCGCCUGCACCUACGCCCUAGCGACAGCCUGCUACGGCACACACGUCCACCCGGCUUCUAUUUGUCUCGUUGCAAUUCACUGUCUGCACCACGCAUCUGGUCGAUUCUCUGCCUGCAUCAUGCGAGGCUUGUCACUACCUUCGCGUGGGCUCGGAGCCAAUCAACGCACCACCUCUCGCUGAUUGGUACAUUGGCGAGAACAGCCAGAUCACUAGCGUAGACAAUCUGCCACGACACUUUUGCAGCGGCGACCUUCGGCGACACACGGCUCGUUGCUCUCGCGGGCGUCGCCUCCGCGGCACCCGACGCAUCCUCGUCCGGUUGCCACCUUCCCUUCACUAUUCUGUACAGAACAAAUAAAUCAUCUUCUACCCAACCGGCGUCCCGCUUCUUCCAACAUGGGAUAUGGCCUGAAGUUGUGGCGUACUGAGCAUACACCAUCACCGCCUAGCCGCUACACCCCUAACUUCAAUCCCUAGCACUUAACGCCCAAGCCCGACGCCAACCCCAACCCUAAUCCCUAACCCUAAAAGGUACGGCCAGGAGAUAAGAUCUUGCCCCUUGUACAUCCACACUGACAUAGCCGUUGUUUCAGUCGAGUUUUGUAACUUUUAGUGCGAUGGGCAUAUAUAUAAUAUGCACUAACUGUGAGGGCAAAUGCGCGUAUGACUAUGUUGGUGCACUGGAUAACGCAGCUGCAGCAAUUCCUAUACAUUACCAUAUAAUCCACGCUAGGUCUUUUUAUUUCCUCAGUACUUAACAUAAGAAAAUUGAAGUUAAAUCAACCGGAAUGUGUUUACCAGGUUCUCCCCAAGUAUUCUCAUAACUAUUUUGGCUGAAUAAAUUCACCCAGAAUUUAACCACCGCACAAUAUUCACACGGCGCAAAGGACAUCCAACAGUGUAUAAGCAUGCAUGAAGACGUGUCUGCCAAAUAAACUGGCCAGCCAGACGUACAUUUUAUCGAUUCUCUAACGGUGGAUAGCGCAGCUGCUUGCGUUUUGGCUUAAAAAGAAUUCUCUAAUGGUUCGAUGCGUUUUUCUCCAGCAUACUAACUAAAUAAAUUUGUAGUGCGUGGCUUUUUAAUUCCCCCCCAUUGGGACCAUUUUAGAUUCCAGAAAAGUCUUCGAAACAUGCCUGCUCAACUUUGCAUCAGAAUAUGUUUUGUGUAUUUGGACAGAGCUCCGUUAGUUUUGUCGGUAAAGCCGAGCAAUAUUUACAAGUUUAUAGUGCGUAGUUAGCGAAAGAUAAGUUAAUUGAAAAAGGUAAAGACGGCAAGCGAAAGUAUUUGAGUAAUAACAAUUUGACAUGGAAAAAGAGAAAAAAAGAUGAAAAUCAUUUGCUCCUGCGGGACAGGGAUAUUGGUCGAUUUACGUGAUGCUAAGUUGGCUUGAAUCGGACAUUCUUUUAGAUGAAGUAAACCCGGUUAGCACAGCAUGAACUUUCUGUUCGGUAAAAGGCAGGAUGGGAAAAUUUGCAGGGGUGUAUUCCGCCAGAAAAGAAACUUCGGCUGCUGUCUAGCCAAUAGAGCAGAUGGCCAGAGAAGGAAGAUAUUUUCGUGCAAAACGGCGCCGUUGAUGGCUUUCCCGUUAUUGUCAGUCCACAUUAUUUGAUCGUAAAUGCCAUUCAGUGUUCGCUAAGGAAUGUUUGAUUGCAGAUAUGACAGAAGAUCAACCGUGUUGUAGUUUUGCUCACGGUAAAAAUCCACAUCUUAUGAAGCAGCAGCAGAUACGCAUGGUGAUGACAUUCCCAGUUGAUUGAGAACUUUGUUCGCGAUUUCUACGUACAUAUCCUCAAUCAUUACUAAAGUCGCAUUAUAGAUUUCUGCUCUGAAAUCCACGUUUGAAUUUUCCUUGGAUAGUCAACGGAAGAUAUCUUUAGUCAUGGGCGAUUUAUAUUUCUCCUGUUAGUCUGUUGAAGAUGAAGGAGAGCAGACGGUCAGUAUGAUUGCAAACAGUGCGCGAAUUUGAUGGGGAUGGGAUGCUUUGCACGCGUCAUUAAUACCUACAUCCCAGUGUCAGUCGUUAUCCAGUAAAUUGAUAGCCAGACAUACACUAAGGAAAGUGGCUUUUUUAAUUUUUCCGGUGGCGCAGCACAUUCCUUUAGUUUCUCCGUUUAAUUCCACAGCCUUGCAAUAAGGAUACACUUCAGUCAUAGUGCCAAUGUGAACAUGCCGGCACAAGCAAUAAUCAUCCGAUGGGUUGCACUAGAAUGCAAGGUGAUUGUAGUCGCGUGAAUGCUGAGCAGAGUCGUGCCUGACACUGAUCUGCUGUUUCUCGCUGGCGUCUUUCGGCCACUCUCAACUUUUCAUGUUCAUUCUGUUGAGAACGAAGCAGAUAUGAAACUGCAGAACGAGGUCUCCGUGACCGGGCAUCCUCAAGCCGGGCCGCACGACACGGGGUGACAGCCGCAUUAUGUGGGUUGUGCAGGGCGGGGAAGGAGUUGGCUUUAACUGCAUCCGCCCACGCCCUGGAAUCUCAGCGGAAGCGGUGACAGCCCAGUUCUGUGUGUUGUGAGGCAAGUUCAGCUGGAGCCCAAGAGUUGCAUGCUUUUUCUUACCUGUGUGUGGUUUGUCCUAGCGGCCCAUAUUGCAUCGGAACAGAGGGGGGGGGGCAUGUUCAAGUAUCUGCUGGGUGGGUGGUGGAGUGAGCGCGGCCGUCUGCUGGAGCACAUGCAUUUGGGCGCACGUUUGUCCGAGUGCCUGCCGGUCAAGUGGCUACAGACUGAGAUGCGUCAGUAGUUGGCGUUGUUAUGCCAGAAAAAAAAUCAUGUUUUUUAUCCGUCACAGGCGUGCCAUCUGCAUGAUUAUGAAAGUAGACAUAAAAUAAACCCGGCCCUAUGCGCGGGCAAGGUUGUAUCCAAAUUUCAGUGCAAUCAGUGCAGUAAUUUCGGAGCUUACCUAUAACACACAGAAAAACACUUCCAUUUCUAUUUAUAUAGAUAUAAGAACAUCUUCCAUGAACAGGCGGCCAUCGAGUUCUGCAACUGCGAGCAUAUACCUAGCACUUAGCACCGUUGCCUCGAGGGUAUGGAAAAGAUGCUCUUUGAGACCCCUCCAACAUGCACUUACGCCUAGGUCAUGCAAACCCAGCAUUCGACAGGGCUGGCUAACGACACUUAAUAAGUCAGAAACCACCAUUCCAGCCUUCCUUGACUUUGUCGGCAUUCUCUUUCCGUAUAUUAUAUAUAUGUUUGCAUUUGCCUAUGUCUAGGGUAUAUGCGCGCAGUUACAGAACUCGCUGGCCGCCUGUUCCUGGGAGAUGUUCUUAUAUCUAUAUAAAUAGAAAUAGAAGUGUUUUUCUGUGUGUUAUAUAUAUUAUAUAUGUUCGAAGAAGAAUGAGUCCUUUGGGAAAAUGAACAAACUUUAUUUCGUAAAUUUUCGAGUCUGGUUCCCCAGCUCGUCUUCAGACGUGUAGUAAGUGUGAAGAAACAGUCAAAAUUUAAACAAUGCCCAAAAAAUCGAUAUUGCUCUGUCAUGGCUGAGGAUGGGUUAAUGCUGUGGGCUGAUGUCACGUCUUGAUUGGCUAUUGCCUUUUUCAUUUUUCUUUGAGAUUUGUGUACAUGGUAUCAAGGUCGAUGCGUCGAUUGAUGCAUGAAUCAUCAGAGUGAAUGGCCUCUAGGAAUUCUCGGCCUUCCUUAUAUAUGCAUCAAUCGACGCAUCGACCUUGCUACCAUGUACACAAAUCUCAAAGAAAAAUGAAAAAGGCAAUAGCCAAUCAAGACGUGACAUCAGCCCACAGCAUUAACCCAUCCUCAGCCAUGACAGAGCAAUAUCGAUUUUUUCGGCAUUGUUUAAAUUUUGACUGUUUCUUCACACUUACUACACGUCUGAAGACGAGCUGGGGAACCAGACUCGAAAAUUUCCGAAAUAAAGUUUGUUCAUUUUCCCAAAGGACUCAUUCUUCUUCGAACAUAUAUAUAUAUGUUUUAACGUACGUGUCAAGUAAGCGUGUGACCCUCACUGUUGCGGGUAGGAUCUCACUGGAUCCCAUUCUGUCCGUCCGCCAGCUUGCCACUGGCGACAUAGAACGCUGUAUCAUUGGACACAUGCCACAUAUAAUACAUAAGCGGCUUACCUAGGCGUACCACUACACCAUCUGGUCCACAGCAAAAUUUUGACCAGGAUUUUAACCAAUAAAAACAAUGUGAGGGGCCGGCAAGGAUCCCGGUGACGCGACUUGGGCCGGCAACUCGGCAUGACACCGAACCACGAAUGUUGGCAUUUGUUUUGGUGCGAUUUCCCAAUAACGCCUAUCAGCAUCUAAUCCAGCUUCAGUGUUGACUCAACGUAUCUACCGCGUGACGCGUUUUAUGGGCACAGGGGUCACGAUUCGCGGACGCUACAUUUAGUUGUAAGGCGGAACGGAACGAAAGUGCCCAGUAACCUAAUUGGUAAACAACAGCACCUCGAUAUUUUAUAUUUCUAACAGACAGGACAAUGGCCCCCGGGACUCGGUUGCAUAUCGUUGGACUUACAGACGUUGAGUGACCAUAGAAUCGGGGUGUAAACGCCAGGCCGUCCAAUCCUGGGGUUGCGUUUGGGUGACCGGCGACGGCCAGUAAGCCUGGAGUAACCACAUUAUUCAUCUUUUUUUUCUGAUGUUAUUUUUACGCACGAAUAUGACAGCCAGUGACUCCCUGCAGUGUAGUCUCAUUUUCAUGCGUUGAUUCCGUAAAUAUGAUAAGGCUUAUUGGUGUUUUAUUAAUCAAAGAACACUCAGAGGAAGCGCAUGUCCUCGGAUCGCUGGUGCCGAACAAACGUUUUACGGCAAAAAUGCCGUUUUUCUCAACAGUAGUUGACGUGAUCCUGAAGCUUAUGCGGACAGGUCUCUGAAAAUUAUGUAACGCGUCUCGAGAACCUCAAGAUUUCAAAUUUAUCCAAAGAAUCAUAGUUCGAAGUAUAAAACUAUGAAUCCUACAGGGCGCCAGAUAAAGAUUAUAGGCGUGUGAACAGUGAUAACAGAACAAAUCGAAGGUCUGUAUUUGCAGAACGAGAUCAGUGUCUAAUACUACAACCCGUGCAUGCUCCGCGACGAGUACCUCAGCCAGCAAUACUUACGCCGAACGGAAUUAUACCGAAUCCGCAGCGAGUUCGGAAACGGCCAUCUAUCUGAGUUUGUAAUUAUCUAAAUUAGUCUAUCUUAGCCCUCGCGCUUCUGGUAAGGACACCUAACAAUAUUCCAAGGCCUACCCAAGACCAGUCACAUGCAACCUCUAAAGAAUUCAUUAUUCGACUAAAGAUUUACUACGAGACGUACAAUGGGUAUGUUGAGGGAGGUACAUUUGUCAGUUAUUCUCUAUUGCACGCGUCCAGUGUUUUUUCGCUGGUUCUGAAGACAGCAAUACCUACGAGCGUAGCCUACAUGAAACAGAUAAAUUUUAGCAUCAAAGGCGUCUUGGAUGCACCAAUAAUCCCGAAGGCCUACAUACCUGUUCGCUUCUGGAUUGUGUAGAAAGACUGAAAACGUCGUAGAAAGUCCCUAAACACACCGACGAAAAUUCCUUAUUUUUGGCUUUGUUGCGGGGCAUAAUUCUUAAUGCGGGGCAACUGUCAGUCAAGGACAAAUGCAAGACAAACAUUUUGGAUCCAGUUUCUACAGGCCAGAAGCUUUUCUGUUCAAAUGACAAGUAGGCUGAAAUCUGUUAGAUCAGGGCUGACCUGCUGUUUGGCCUACCGAUAUUCGCGUCGUAAAUUGCUGCAAUUUCAUUACGUGCGUUGGAUGUUGGUGUGAUGAUUGCUCGACCACCUGAUGCAUCGACCCUGGAGUUGGGAAAAGAGUUUAUCCGUGCGUUCCCCGCGUGGAUAAUUACUCCGCCUAGGCGAAGUCUCAGCACCGAGUAUGGAAGGGAAGGUCAUUGCACUUGUUAAUGGAUAGGAGGCCAGUAAACCAUAACUCCUGUUGCUCCCAGAUCGCGCGGUUGUCACCCCUUACGAGAAUUUCGACCUCGUUGAAUUUGAAUGUGUGGCCGGAUCUCAUUGAGUGAGACGCAACUUGAGAGCUGUCAUCAUUUCUCCAUACCGCUGCAGCGUGUUGGGCCAUUUGCGUUCGAAGCUGUCUUCCGGUUUCUCCGACGUAGUUGCUUUGUCCGCAACUGCACCACAUCCGAUAAACGACUCCAGACGUUUCUAGCUGUGGCAGCGGGUCUUUUGGUCUUGUGCAUGAACCACCCCUAUCUGCCUUUGUCUCUGAUGAUGAGUACGAGCAGGAAUCCGAAACGUCAGACGAAUAAAUCCCUUGUUCCGCCGAUCGUGCCUCCUUCUUCAAGACUACUUCCUGGCAAAGUGACCUGUGUUUAUUGACAUCCUUGAAACUCGACGCGUGGUUAUGUCAAGGUUGUGCGGUUGUGCGAAACGUAACCUCCAGUAAGUGGGAAAGGACAAGUAGCCAUAUAAAGUAAAAGGGUCUAUUUGAUCCAGCCAGUGUACACGACGUAUGCACCUUUAAAGCUUAUCCUGAUUGAAUGAACCAACACUCUAAUGUGUGAAAGAUGAUUCAAAGAACAGCAGGAAGAAUUCGCCAGAAAAAAACAAACAUGGUCAAAUAUUUCAUUUUUGUUGGUGUGCUUUUAGUAUCCCAGAAUCGCCUGAAAAAUUUUCAUCAGUUUGGAGAGUUGCAUAGAGCUACAUCAGCUGUGUUUUUGAUCUCAUUUAUAUCUGGUACCCCUGAGUUACUUUGCCUCCGCGUAUUGGUGUUGAUUUGGUCACCUGUCAAUUAAAACUGUGUUCGGUAGACCGAAGUAGGAGUUUGUUUGAACCAAGUUAGACUUCCUUUUUUAUCGAUUUCCCGAAGACAGUUAUUUCGAGUACGGAACGAGCUCGUUCCGUAACCUGAUCGGCGAGCGCCCAUCUAUAAUAAUUGAUAUUCCCGAUCACAACCUACGGGACAACGGGCCCGUGUCUCAAUGGUAGAGCGUCAAACUCCAUGACCAAAGAUCCCGGGUUCGAAUCUCAAGUGAUCGACACUUGGAGCUGGGCAUGACUGGCUGGUGACGGCUAAUAAGCCAGAAAUGGCCAUUUCGGUCUCCCUUGUAUUUUCCGGUUUCAUCUCAUACUUUGUCGAGCCCUAUUCUUGUAAAGAAAGAAUGCCUUUUAUAGUAGUCUGGCUCAGUUACAGUUUGUUGAAGAUGCGAAUCAGAAUCGGGCUUUUACGGUGAGAAUUUAUGUUCGAUUAAAUUACGUCGGUGACUACGGCAUAAUCCAAACAGCAUGAGGUGCCUGUGCGGCUGAAGAUUCCGAUGAUAUAGCCCCUGUCUUCUCGAAUUUUCACAUCAUAUGUUUGGAUACGCUCUUGAAUUCAGCCCCCUCCGAGGGUCUCUCCAGGAUUCGCAACUGUGAUGCCAUCGGUAUGUCUGAAGAUCUAAAGAGUUUGCAGGAUAGAAUGACUUUAAAUCCUGUCUGUAGUUUUGAAAAUUGACAAAACUUAUUUGGACACUAAAAGUUACGUAGGUCGAUUCGGAAUCUAAUGAACACGUUAUAGCCCUUAACCAGCACUUGUUUAACCCGUUCGCGAUUCUCUGUCUAGAAAACUUUAAUCUGUCCUACAAAUACAUUAAUGUGCCUGUACUCUACCGAACUUAUAGUCAACUACCUCCUUUCGAUCACUCCGUAAUUUUGCUAAACUAUUAGACAGUAUAGACUAGAACUUUCUACACAACGGGCUGAGAUUUAAAUUAUUGAUGAAAACGGUAGCUGCCCUUAUGGCACAGGGUUUCGGCUCACCUAAUCAGCGUGGUACGUGCGACUGAAAGGACUUUGGAACUCGCAGCGAGCGCGCAGCCAAUCCUUACGCUUUCCUCACGCGUCCACACCAUGAGAUGGAGGGUAUGAUAGCAGGAGCUGAUUGCGCUGCCAUUUUUAAUUUCUUCAUCCAUUUGCGUACUUACGUCCAUGCUGUCCAUGGAUCUGAUCGUCUGUUUUUGAAAUGUGCCGUUUUUUGACUUUCAUGCUUGGCAAAAGGUCGUGCAAAAACUCGCAGGAUGAAGAGAACUACUUAAAGUGCAGCGUAGUCCGUUGCUGGUCGCCGAAUAGUUGCAGAUCACGUUCUUUUUCUACAACAUAAUCUUGUUUUCUUCCAGGUGCAUCGCAUACCAGUUUCUGGGUGAUGCAAAUAAGUAUUCGAUAUGUUUUAUAUUCCGCCUGCUUAAAUAAUUAAAGGCAGUAGCAGUACUUUUCAACUGCGCGUAUUCACCUAAAAAAAACAUCCUGAUUCAAGCGUCUGCAUGUGGCUCCCUGAUGCAGACUGUCGAAGGGGGAAGAAACGCGCAUGUGUCUAUGAGUUUUUAAAACCUUUAUUGCAGUUCAGUUUGGUGAGGCAUAAAAGACUCAAACCAAUGACGAUCGUAACAGUAAUUGCAACAACUACUUCGACUAGACGUCUCGUAAACAUUUACAAAUGCAUCUGUUGCCGAAACGGUCGGUUAAAUCCGUGAUUUCCUAGCGACCAAUCUGUAGGAAAUAUAAAUAUCGAAAAGCACACUCAAGGAACUGCUACCAAGAUGCGCAUUAGACGUGCAUCUCCGUUGGAACAACGAACUGCAUGCAUAAAGAGACUGUGUUGGUGUUGCCUAGCCUCUUGGUUGUCACAUAAACGACGUAUUCAUAGGUACGCUCAAUAACUGUCAACUGAACGACGAAAAUAAUGGGCUGUAACAUUAGGGUCUCUACUUGGGUGAUAUCUUUGUGACUACAAAUACACAAAACCAAUGCGAAUUUUCUAUUGCAGGCUGGAAAAAUAGGCCGAUCAGUCGAUAGAUCUUAUGUUAGACGCGGAAACCGCAGGUCCGCUCAAUUUAUUCGACGUUCUAUACAGAAAUUUGGAUUGAACAGUAUAGGCAUGCCUAAUCAUAAAUGCACUUCUGGCGCAAAGGAUUAUCAACAUUUGGUUGACAGAUGGCAUCGAUGAAGACCUUGAGGAGGUGUAGAACCCGUUUUUCGACGACCGGUAACCCGACCGAUUUGCUGUAAAAGUGCUACCAGUGAUUGUGAAAACGGAAACCCAAAUUCUCAAAGUUCUCCUUCAAGGAGACGUGGCUGUUUCAGGGCAGUGUCAGGCAUUCAGCUUUAUUCUGAACCUUCUUAAGUGGUCAGCUUAAGACCCGCAGCAAUGUUAUUUACUAAAAUAAGUAAAUGUGUGGCUAUGGUUUACGUCCGGGGUCACUUAUUUCGGGUAGAAACUGUACUAAAAGUAAAUGACUGGCGAUAUUUAUUUGUAGGUUUCAGAGAAAGGAAUGAAAAGACCUCUCGGUGGCUGCUGCGUUAGGUUAAUCAAGAGUGAAAAUACGACAAUGCGAUGCCUAUUUGGCAGUGCCUUCAAAUCAGCAUUAAAUUUAUUUAUUAUUGGCACUAAAUGAUAAAAAUGGUGUCCUCUUUUGACUGGUGACAGUAUGGAGGAUCAAAAUUUACAAUACCACAAAGUUUCUGGAUGUUCGGCUCUUUUCCUCAACACAAUUGCUCCCCGGAGUAAGUGACCCCGGGCGUAAACCAUACCCCUGCCCAAGUAAACAUUGUGUAGUUAAGCUUAAAAUCUUACUCACCUUCCACUCAGGCAAACACAAGCAAAAUGAGUAAGUUCGCCUAUCAAUUGUAUCUGGAGAAGUAGGCAAACCUGGUGUUUUUUUCUAUUAAAAUAAAUUUAAAGGACAUUUUUCAGUUUCUCCAUCCUGUAACAAACAUUAUUCUAGAAUGACUUUGUAGAAGAAUCAUUUAUUUAGUCAGAAAUGAGGGUUAGGACAUAGCAGUUCUGCUGACAAGAAAGGCUGCUCACUCAGCCUGCCAUCUCGAAUCACAGUGCGCUCAAAGUCGUGUGCCCCCAAUUAAUAACGUCCCCAAUAGGCCCUGCAGUAAAAGGCGGCAUCAUUACUUCCAGAAAAGAUACAUCCCUGCACCUAACCUGACGUUCAUCCGAAAACGAAAACCCCCCUUCCAGCUUCCCCCAGCUAUUCGUUUCAGUAAUUAAACACCUACUCACUAACGCCAAUCGGCACUUUGUCAUUCUGUCAGGAGAAAUUGAAAAGGAGGGGGCUUGUGGACGCGGGCAAUUUUCUGCUCUAAUUUAGGCCUAUAACCCAAACACCUUAGCUACUGUAUCUAAAAAAGUGCAUGCCGCGUUUGAGUACAGACUCAUCAGACUGUCGUGCGAUGCACACAUGAUGAUAAUCUGCUGUUGCAGCUAACUUCCAUUCGAGUGAGGCAUGAUUCAUGGCAAACAGGGCAUGAAAAUGGUGGUAUUCGUAAAGGCGCUUCACGUGCUCAUCAGUGAAGAUAUACUCGACAGCUUUUUCUGUCGACCACAAGAGAACAGCGAGUGGAAGUUCCUGCCAGCCUGUUAAACUGAAAUUUCAGUGACGCGGUGAGGAAACACUCCAAAGUACAGUGGGUGGGCUGACUCAUGAAAUGUCAACCAAAAUUCCGAAUUGCGUUUCCGUUCCGAACAGAUUAAUUAAAUAAGGUUGUAAAACUAGCCGGCCUACAACAUAAUUCUAUAAUAUUACAUUUACCUCAGAAUGCCGGCUUUCGAAUGAACUUCCAUCCGGCUGCAUGCAAAAAUUGCACUCAGUAAAAAAACGACGACUUAAGUAGCAUGGAUCUUUCUCAUUGAAUUUCAAUGCCCUUAACAAUUCUAUUAUACAUCAUGGAGAACAUGCACAGAAAUAUUCAUCCUACCGCUCAUUCGGUAGACAAUUACGUCUCCUUCCAAUAUUAUAAACAAAGGUAGGGUAUAAUUCGGUGUACAAAAACACUUCCAAUUCCCGAAUAAUUUUGAACACGCUCUACCGUUACACUUGGAUUCAGAGUUUUCAAACCACAAGCCGUAUAUUUUCCGCAUACGGAAAACCACACAUUUCUCUACGAUUAUAAAGGGGGACCACAUGGGGUUCAUACAAUUUAGCAGUGGAUUUGAUCCGUAUUGCUAACUUUACAAGCCACAUUGGUAAAUGCAGAGACAUGACUAAUUAUGAACGGUCGUCUAACGGUAUUUAAAAGUUCCACAAUUAGAAACAUUUUUAAAAACAAAUUAUGUCCUUCCUUCGAAUAUAAAAUUGGGAGAAGACGUAAUUUUCUACCGAAUUAGCAGGGAAAUGAAUAUUUUUACUCAUGUUUUCAAUGAAAUAUAAUUGGACUUUAAGGGGGAUCGAAAAUCAAUAAGAAAAAAGCAUGCCACUCAAGUAGUCGUUUUUUCCAAAGUGUAGUUGUUGCAUGCAACCGGAAAGGGUGGCUCCGGGAUCUGCCCUGUUUUCAAAGCUGAAUACGUCCGUUACGUUUUGUUUUUUAUCAAAUGCCUAAGGCUUUCACGGGCGCCCUCUUGACCGUGUCCAAUCAGCAACUGAGGACGGUUACCGAGACUAACCGGGGCGCCUGUGCCCGUAGUAUAAACGGCAGGAGUCAGGGAAUUUCGCUCUCAUGCAAAGCAAACAAUUUUUCGAGAUAGUAAUUUUAUUUGGCUUCCCACUUUGCAAUCGCAGACAUACUACAGAUGAUUAUAUGCCUACGGACAUUUUUAUCUUAUAGAAACUGAGGUUCUUUUUGUCGUUUUAAACUUUCAGCAAUCUUCUGACAACUGUGACAGCAGUACUUUUUGUCCUUUCAUAAUUUACAGAAGCAGUUUGAGUGCUUUUCUCAACAUCCUCAAUAUCUGUCUCGACAGCUCAGUGGCGUGCAAAGUGUUUGUGAAUUAUAGAUAGGAACGCAGUUUGGAGGAGGUAUCAGUCCUCAGCAACGUUAUGUGAGUUUGGCUGAAAUAUAACCGACCCCCUCUUCAUCUUCUCCAUAGAAUCAACCCCCAGACCUUACAGUAGGCUAUGAAAGCGCCAACCCUAAAAUCAUUCAAAAUACCUUGUUUAAUGGUUUUCAUAAGGCUUAUGAGAUCGGUACCAGCGAUACUGUCAUCCCAUAGUAACGCGUGCAUUUUCCGCUAAGCUGUGGAUCAUUUCAGCAUUGGACCUGGUCUGAUGAUCUCAUAAGGCGUUCCGUUUUCCAUAAGAAUACUUGAAAGGGGCAUUACAUGCAUUUUUUGAGCUGUGUACUCGUACAAUGGAAACGUAGUUUGGUAUUCACUUUUUUCCAAAGGGCUAGGAACAUUUGCUCCAAUGACACACUGAAUGCAGAACUUGUAUGCCUCAAAGAAGCUCUGCUUAAGCGAGGAUAUCCUGCACGUUUCAUUCACAAGUACAAAACUCUACACGGCCAAAACUGACAGAGCACUCAGUUCCGAAAAAGCCCGUUUUUAUAUAUUUGUCCUCUAAGGACGACAAUAUUUUAAAUACUAUCAAACGACGGCUGCGUCCGACCAUUGAAAGGAGAUACAAAUCAGCCGAACUCACAUUAUGCAGUCCUACUAAGCCUCUUCCAUUUCCACGGGCGAAGCAUGCCUUGCUAAUGCACUCCACUUCAAAUUGUAGUUAUGAAUUCACAUGUACUGGUGGAUGCAAGUACAAUUGACAGUUGACAGCCUGGUCUAUUGAGCACCUGCCCAGAUGGCUCUUAAGGCAAGAAAAUAAAAUCCUGCGUUGCUCCAUUACAAAACACCUGCUUCAUAGUGGUCACUCAGUCGACCCUAAAACUUCCUUUCGAGUACAUGUUCGGGCGCGACCAACUCGGACAUUGCGUUACCUGGAGGCGGCCUAUAAUCGGCGGGUGAAACCAGAUCUUUGUAAACAGUUGGAACACGUGGUUAGCCUAACCCUGUCAUGGUAGCCUCUGGCUCCAUGAUUUUCACUUCCCCUUUCUUUUUUCUCGCCAACGCCUUUUUUCCGCUAUUCUUCCCAUACGGUGUUUGAGUUACUAACUUUAUAGACUAGCCAGCUAUACCUAUGCAACGACCUUGUUGUUUCUGCAUUGAUUUUUUGCACGAAUUCAAAUCUGUUGUAUUCUCCCCACUCGUUAGUUAUGUGAGGAAGCGACAGGACACACCUGCCGAACUGUCGCGAAAUCUUUGGUACUCCUAAAUCCUGCCCUGCUUGCCUGCUUCAGCUUAUCAAUAGACGUCAAUACCUAUUUUGUUGGCAUAUAAAACUAUUGCGUUUUCUUGUUAUGCGGCAUUGUAGCGUACGCUGCCACCAAGCGAAUAAGUAAGAUGAGCAUACUUCUGAGUACAUCUUUUGCCAGAUAGACAAACUUACAUCGAAUGAACGAUUAUAUUUCGCAGAAAUAAAUACAGUAAGCAUGCUGUCGAUGGUAACUUAUCCGAGAAGGAUAGUCAAAUGCAGGUCUCUGUCCAACGAAAUUAAUUUGCAACCACGUAAGCAUGGAGUUCUUGAUGUCAAGUUAUAUUUCAGAUUUGUCACUGAUGGGACACUGUCUGCGAAAUUUCAGCCUUUUCGAGCGCAUACGGACCCUUAACGUAUUUUCAAUCGCUGCAUAAUGACGCAUUGCUGAUGGUUAGACAAACAAAAACAGCGCCAGGUGGGAUUUGUCAUCUGGUACGGCCACGAAAUCAUCAUAUGAACUGAGUCUGCUAAUGGAGCCGAAACCGGAUAGGUUUUAGAGCGCUCUGCGCCCAGGCCAACGGGCACACCUCCACGCAUUAAGCAAAGUUUUUUGCGCACCUGAAGCAACAUCACUAAUCUUGGUACGGCCCAAUUGCAUCGUCAAAAGGUCGUUCACACGGGGCGCACACUCACCUAAGCUGCCAGAUUUGCAGAGAAAGCAUUUAGAGCAGAAUGACAAAAAGUAGCCAGGACAGAACACUGAAGCAAUUAUGUAGAUUUUUCUUGAGUUUGGGUCGGCAAAUACUGGAAACAUUUUGCGAGGGCAGCUAUUAAUGACGUAGCUGAUUGUUGGGGCUUCCUGUUCCGUUUCUGUGUUGACUCUGCUAACGUCAGAGCCACCACAGAGGCAGUGUUUUGUGAAUAAUUUUCCAGCAAUUGCGUUUGACGCACAUGGAUCAAUGACCUUGUCAGUCUGAAAAAAUGGUUCAGGCGCGGUCGGGGCCUGUCCUGUUAGACACAUCAUUGCCGAGUUUGAGUGGUCGUUAUGAUGGUUGUGGCAUUUUUUGAAAACUGUUCGUCCCGUCGAAAUGCCAGCUGAUCACACUCGUUGUCGAGGCAAGUACUUGUAAGGUAAUUAGAGUAGGUGGGCUAACUCAUGAAAUGUCAACCGAAAUUCCGAAAUACGUAUUCGUUUCGAAAAGAUUAAUAAAGAAGGGUUGUAAAACUAAAUCACCUUGCAGCAUAAUCCUAUCCCAAUUCAGUUAACUCAGGAUGCCUGCUUUAAACAAACUUCUUUUUGGCUGCACGCAGCUACUGCACACUGUAAAAAAUGACUACUUAAGUGGCAUGCAUUUUUCCCAUUGAUUUUUGAUGUCCUUAAAAAGUUAAUUAUAUUUCAAGGAAAACAUGCAUAAAAAUAUUCUUUCUUCCACUCAAUCGGUAGCAAAUUACGUCAUUAUUCAAUUUUAUACCCGAAGAAAGGGUGUAACCCUGUGCACAAUCUUUUUCAAUUCACGAAUGAUUUUGAACUCCACCUGCCGUUACACUUGAAUUCGGGGUUUUCAAACUACAAGCCGUAUAUUUUCCGCGGACGGAAAAUCGUAAUUUUCUCAAUGGCAUUCGAAAAAGAUCAUAUGGGGUUCACAAAAUUUAACAUUGGAUUUGAGCUUUAUUGUUGACUUUGCAAGCAACAUUAGUAAAUGCAGAGACAUGACGUUUUAUGAACGGCGAUUCCACGGUAUUAAAAAAUCUCGCAAUUAAAACCAAAUUAUACCUUUCCUUCAGGUAUAAAAUUGAAAGACGUAAUUAUCUACUGAAUGGGCAAAAGAAUGCAUAUUUUUAUACAUGUUUUCCAUGAACUAUAAUUGGACUUUUAGGGGGAUCGAAAAUCAAUGAGAAAAAUUCAUGCUACUUAAGUAGUCCUUUUUACAGUGUGUAGUUUUUGCACACAGCCAGCAGCAAGUUCAUUCGAAAGCCGGCAUCCUGAGGCAACUGAAACAUUAUAAAAUUAUGUUGCAGGCCGGCCAGUUUAACAACCCUACUUAACUAAUCUUUGCGAAAAGGAAACGCAUUUCUGAAUUUCGGUUGACAUUUCAUGAGUUAGCCCAGUAGAGUUAGGCAGUAGAUGUGCUAACUCAUGAAAUGUCAACCAAAAUUUCGAAAUGUGUUCUCGUUUCGAAAAGAUAAAUUAAGUAGUGUUGUAAAACUACUCAUGAUGCAGCAUAAAUCUAUAAUGAUGCACUUACCUCAGGGUGUCGGCUUUAGAAAGAACUUAUUUUCGGCUGCAUGAAAGAUCUAUACUCUGCAAAAAGGACUACUUAAGUAGUAUGCAAUUUUCUCAUUGAUUUUCGAUGUCCUUGAAAAUGCAAUUAUAUUUCAUAGAAGACAUGCAUAAAAAUAUUCAAUCUUUUACUUAUUCGGUAGAAAAUCACGUCUUCUUUCAAUUUCAUACUCAAAAAAAUAGUAUAAUUCGGUUUUAAAAACUUUUCUAAUUCCGGAAUAAUUUUGAACCCGACCUGCUAUUACACUUGCAUUUAGGGUUUCAAAACUACAAGCUCUAUAUUUUCCGUGUACGGAAAACCAUGCAUUUCUCUACGGUUUUAAGAGGAGACCAUAUGGGGUUCAUAAAAUUAAGCAGUGGAUUUGAGCAACAUUGCUAACUUUACAAGCCACGUUCGUAAAUGCAGAUACAUGACUUUCAUGAACGGCCAUUUAACGGUAUUAAAAAAUUUCACAAUUAGUAACUUUUUAAAAAUCGAAUUAUACUCUUCUUUUGAGUAUGAAGUUGGAAGAAAACGUGAUUUUCUACCGAAUAAGUAAAAAAAUGAACAUUUUUAUGCAUGUUUUCCAUGAAAUAUAAUUGCAUUUUCAAGGGCAUCGAAAAUCAGUGAGAAAAUUGCAUGCUACAUAAGUAGUCAUUUUUUGCAGAAUAUAGAUCCUGCAUGCGGCCGAAAAUGAGUUUUUUCUAAAGCCGACACCCUGAGGUAACUGGAUCAUUAUAGAUUUAUCCUGCAUCUUGAUUAGUUUUACAACACUACUUAAUUUAUUUUUUCGAGACGAGAACGCAUUUCGAAAUUUUGGUUGACAUUUCAUGAGUUAGCACAGCUACUGUAGUUUAAAUGAGGAUUCCUGACUCUUCGAAUUCGAGCGGGGACGUUUUAUUUUCCAUGGGUAACACAGCAUGGGGUAAUAUGCCAGCGGCCACGCGACGGAAUUCUACAUGAUCAGCACUUAAGGAACCCUACAUACAGGCACGGAUCUAUUUUGCUUAGAAGAAAAUCCCACCAAUGUAGACGGUCGUACUUGAAGGUUGAUGGUACAAUAGCACUUCUUCUCGAAAGCCAACUGACCUAUGGGAUAACCAUUUUGGUAAAGUUGGCCCGGAUGUAAUUUAUCUUACGGCUUUUACUUAGGGCCUCGGAACGCAGACGAUAAAGCGUUGGCGGUACUCAAGCCACGCUCUUGCUCUCUAGUUUCGAAACCCGUCGAGGUCGCUUAGUUUUUUAUAAUUUUCCUAAAUGGAUGCAUGUUAACAAACCUUAUAAUUCAGUGCGUAUUUCAAGUAUUUACGGGCCAUACGUUACUGGACAUUUACUGACUAUCCUUAAGAUAAGAAAGUGUCUCAGUGAAUGUGACGAGAGGCAAAACAGCCUAAAUCCUGGGGAGAUAUUUUGCACAUCGAAGGAACUACAUAGGUCAGGUCACAACACCUACAGUCACGUAGUCGAGACUGGUCCGCAGGUAACGUGCCGGAACCCCUUGUUAUGCGGCGGUCAUCGUUAGUAACCUCCCAUACCCUUCGCUCCGACUUGAGACAGACAGCGAUGACUCAGGCAACUAAUGACCCGAUCAGGUUGCAGAGCAGGCUGUUCCUGCUGAGCUUUGAUACUCUUUCUGCUUGAUGCUCUUUUUUGGUGCUCUUUCCACCGCCUGAUCGGUGGGCGACCACUUUAUUCUAGCUAAUUUUUCCGAUCCGGACGGAUAAGACAGCGACUCCGUGGCCCAAUGGUAAAGCAGUUGAUGUAACGCUCGCUCACCAACGAGUCGAGUUAAAAUUCCGAGCUAUCCAAACCUGGGGUUGGGCUGACAUGGUUUGGCUAGCCAGAAAUGGCUAUCCUAGUGUACUUUGCCCUUGUCGGUUCUUCCGCUCCGGACAUUAGAUAGAUGCAAAUGUUCUCUCCUCCCAGUUCGACAGCCACAAAUUCCUGCAAUAAUGGAAAGGAGAUAGAUGAAGGGCUAUCGAGCAAGGGGAGACGGUUUGGAAUGACGACUUUGUUUUAAGUAUCCAUUUUUGAAGGUUAUAUGUGAGUAUUCUUUAUUGGCUGCUAGUGCAAUAACAGAGAUCGGCGGAGAAUGAUCCUAACUGUGGUCACCCAUCAGUUACCGCACGCUUCCGUAAGUCUGUUCUCCCCGUCAAACAUGCCUUACGAGAGGUGCCGAUAAGGAUGCCUGAUUGGUAGCGAGAGUUGACACACAUGGAGAUGAACGUCGUUCAUGGCCGCCUGGUGAAAUUUUUCACCUAUCAGGUUGUCCUCAGGAUCGUGUAAUUUUGCGUGACUGAAUUUACCAGUUGAUCGACUAGGGUGUUCGUCAGUCAUGACUACUGCAUUCGCCACACUGUUUUUAUCGUUCCGUUCCGUUACCAGAAGAAGCGACAGUUAUGGGGAGUACUAGCCAGUCAUCAGUCACUGACGCAGGACUGGAGAUUGCUGCGCAGGGCUAUGUAUGCCGACGUUAGAUCGAUGCGUCGGCUGAUUCAGUUCUCAUCUGAUGCUCAGACUUUGAUCGAUUUUCAGUUAAAAUUUUCUCCAGUUCAUUCACAAGGUUAAAAGAGUCCCUCUCAUUUAUUCCUUGUCACCCCGAAAAAGAAAGUCGGCAGGAGGGCUCAUGGAAUUUAAAUAAUUUCCAACUAUACUGGUGUGAGCAUGGAUAAUGGCAAGUAAAACUAGAUUUCAAGUAGGCAUGGGUAGGGAUGGCAAUAAUUACGGCAUUUUUCUGAAACCGAAGUAUUUGUUUAAUGCGCUUUUAGCAUCACAGUUUUACAGCUCGUCCAAAUAACAGUAGACGUUUUCAGUACUAGCCGUAUCUUUAGAAAUUAUGUCAUAUGUCCUAUUAAUAUAAGAGUGACGAGUGAAAAUGUCUAUUACUUAUUAGGCGAUAUUAGUCAGUCGUGUCUCACAAGACGGAUCCGGAUUAACUGCUAAAAUAAUAGCUCGGUAAGAUGAUAGUUGGUAGCCGUGCCCACAGACUCCACAAUGGUGCCUACUGGCUCGAUUUCAGUAGCUGUGAUUGCGUUCUCAUUAUGCUCCUAAAUUCACGCGCGCGCUGUAUUACCUGUAUUAGAUUCAUUUUAGAGGUGCUAUCCUGGGCAGAUUUGCACAGGUAACGAUGACAAUGAGGCUUACCCUAUAUCAACUUUCAUUAGAAGAGGUAGUCGGCAGGCGUGCCCAAAGAAUCCACAAUUGUACCUACUGGAUUAAUUUCAGUAGGUAUGAUUACGUUCUCAUUAUGCUUCUAAAUUUACGCGCUCGCUGUAUUACCUGUACCAGAUUCAUUGUGGAGGUACUAUCCUGGGCAGAUUGGCACCGGUAACGAUGACAAUGAGGCUCUCCCUACAUCAACUUUCAUAAGAAGAGGAAGCUUUUGCCUGCCUCAUUCAUUGUAGAGGUACUAUCUUGGGCGGAUUGGCACCGGUAACGAUGACAAUGAGGCUUACCCAUUAUCAACUUUCAUAAGCAGAGGUAGCUUUCGACUGCCUCAUUAUUUGCGGAUUUUCUCUUCCGCCAAACCAAUUUUUCGCAUAAAAGUCUUACCCGGCUUGCGUUGUGGCGUCCCGCUUGCCGCUGCUUGACUCUCGUGUUCUUCUGUCCAUUAUGUUGGAUGGAGUUCUAUCGCACACACUGCGGAAUGACCUUCGGACCAGUUGCCUUCUUCCCCAUUGGUUGUUCGCCUUCACUUGCUUUUCUUUCCAAUCUGAGGCUAGGAUGCAUUUAUUCCGCACACCGUUCAGAGUCUCCUUGCUCAUUCCCAUACCUUCCUUGUAUUUUUCACCUAAUCUAAAUUAGGCUUCCACUUUACCUCUCGCGUCAAUUCCUAGCAUAUACUACAAUCGCCAUUUACCCGUCCACUCAGUUGUCCCACCCGUAUAGCCCCUAUUACCACCGGUCCCGAUUGACAGGCAGCUGGGAGUUUGCGGUGUCAGGAGGGCUACCAAGUAUCAUCUAACCAAUAACUCUCUGUAGAAAGGGAGGAAACAUGACUGAAAUAUAACCAUUCCACCCCAUCCCUGAAAUCCGCGCUCACGUUAGUGUUAUGGCUAGGACACGUGAAUAUUAAGGUUCCCUGGAAAUUUUACGUAAGGCCGCUUACAUUACUGGUAGGGCAUUCCUAUGUCCGCGUCCAGCCCAACGUUCAGUCAUAAUGACGCACGUUUAAAUGGACAAUGCCAAAUCCUUAAGCUAUUCAGGGUCUAGCUGGAACUAAGCACUUUUAAAAUGUGUGAGUUAAUAUGGGAUGACAGUUUCCGGGGUUGGUUCCGCUGAUGAACUUCUCGUAGAAAUUACGCAAUGCGUUGAAUACCAACCUUGGAAUGCUGGAUUUCGGUUGCCGCAUUCACGGAGUACGGUUUGAAGGGAUGUUUAGUUCUGCAGCACCAGCUGGAAAAAUGAGGCCAAAACACCCGUAGUACGAGGAAUGGUGGUAAGGGGUUUCACGGCUGGGGCCGUUGGUGAGGUCUGCCGUGUUAAAAAGCACGGGAAGAAGUAGGCGACGCGUGGGUAAAUCAACAUGGUGAGAAGGUGAAUAAGACGAUCGAAAGUGAAAAAAGGGAAAGAAUUUGCCAACAUUUCGCGGAAAUCGCCGUGCUUGGCCAGGGCAGGAGGAAAAUGCAUCCUAGUAGUAAGUACCCAAUCAGAAAUGGGAUUUCAGCGCCGAGGUCAGUCCGCAAACUGUGUGGAAGAGACGGAGCACAGCGUAGGUAAAGACGCAGCAGAAAAUGACGAAAUGGCCACGUGACAAUAGGAUGUGGAGCGCGUAAUUCUGCGUUCUUGUUGUAACAAAUGACCAUUUCGAGGUAGCAGCAGUCUUUGAAACGGCUAAGACAAUUGGGGCAGGGUGGUAAAUAGUAACGCAAGGGUGAAGUAGCCUAGACAUUUAGUUAGUCUGAACGUAAAAGUGUUUUAACUAUUCCAUUGGCAGACCGCAGACGAGUAAGCCGCAUAGAAGAGUAAGACCGCAAAGAGGAUAAGCAAACGGGAUUUAGUAAAACCCUAGAGGCAAUCAAGUCGCCUCAACUUUUAUAAUGCCUGCAAGCGAACAGGUUGCUGAAGUCGGAGGUUAACUGCUGUUAUCGCCGACCGAUGAGGCAGCAUACCGACGACCAUCCGUUUAGGUGCGGCCGGUGUAGAACCAGCUAAUCACUCAGACACCGGUUAACAUUCAAACCCGAAUUGAUGUCAUUUGGGGGCAAGAUUCUCUGUUGUCGCAGACGCGGCCGCAAUCUCCUCCCGUUGGUCUCCAUCAGUACAUCAAUCUAACCACUUCCCUCUGUCUACUUUUGCUUCCCCAAAUCGCACACUUCCUAUCUAGGGCCGAUCCAAACGUGUUUCAUUAGUACCUCCCCUCGGACAGAACCAUGCCACCAUGUUAGCCUCUACCUGGGCAUUUUCUGACUUGUACAACAAUCUGUAAUCCUUUUGACAACCGACUUCGUCAUCCAAAACGUCCACAAAUAAGACGCCCUUUUUAUCUUUGUUUCCUGUCAUCGCCUCUAAUCUCUUCUUUGAAAUUUGUUAGGUCUGAUUGAAAGUUUUCGCCAAUUAAAUCACAGGACUCCUGACUGCCAUUGACAUUAUUAUUGUUCUAUUAAUGCAAGCAUAAAUGUAGAGAUUAUCAGUUCACUUAAACGUUCGAAUACAUUUACGAAAAUCCCAUAUUCCUGUGAUAUUUUAUUUACAUCCGCAGCUCAUACGAGAAGCACUGAUUUCCCCCAUAAAAUCAAUAAACAGUGUUUUCGUUUGGUGCGUUUCUUAGUAACAAUACGAACGUUUAUCAAGUAGACUAACUACAAGCAUCGCAACAUAUGAUUGAAAAUAUGGGUAACCACUGCACGGCCGGUCUUCGCAGGGUUCGAGGUUCACUUAGGAUAUUAAUCGUGAAGGUAGUUUGAUCGCCUGAGGAGAUUGGGCGUCAGUUUCUACUAACAAGUAUCCCCUUUCUACGACCACUGACAAAACAAAUGAGGAGAAAGUGUGGACUAUCUCAAAAUAUUAAAUUUUUGUGUUGUUAUAAUUCGCAAGCAGAGACGGCAGGGUCAGUAAUCAGAAGGUUGGAUUUCUUCAAAGCAGAUUUUUCGAAUAAUAGAUCAACAAACGCAUUACUAAACGAAGGUCUGCUCUAGCCAGAAAUUCACACAAUUUGAUUUCCUCUGAGUACUAUUAAUACAAAUGUGGUCAUAUUAAUAACAAUCACAUAAUCGGUCUCCUAUUUAUGAGCUGCCUUAUCAUAUGACUCCUAAAACAAAGAGCAUAAAGUCAUUUUUCUGUCAGUUUAUACUUCAAUGAACAGAGCAUGUGGAGAUGCUGUUACUUAUUAAGUAUAUUUUACACAGAUGGGCAUGCUUCCUAACGCGAUUCUACCCCCACAUGCUGAAAACAACUUUUAAAUUGCAAAUAAACAACAAAAAAAUAAUAUAACCAGAAGGUGGCCUACGUGCGCCGGCCUAACUUACACAUUAACGUAAUGCUGCAGCCAAUCAACAGACGCAACGAACCCUUCUCCACCCCUCAAGCUCGCUUGAGUAAUUAGGCGGGAAGUUAAAGUGCCAAACGUUUGGUUAUGCAAAUCACGCGGGCAAUGAAAGCGCCUGCAUUAACGAUUCAGGUGCGGGCGACAGAACCAGUACUUCGCCUGAAUCCGAACAUCCGACACGAAUGGGGGAGAGGUUAGUUUCAGUAGAUGGGGGUAACGGCAUUCUCCUAAUAGUGCGCCCCAGCUAGCCCUGUCUGAUGGUGGCUAUCAGCCGAAAUCCACACGAACAGAUUUCUAAUUCCGCUGAUCGGGACUCAUUCCACUAAUGGAGCAGAAUCUUUAAAUGGUAACACAUGAGCCACAAAGCAUAGUGCUUGAUACUGUCUAGUUGGCUGAAUGUGGCUAUUUCAGAGACUACUCUGAAUCAAAUAAAGCCAUCAUUGAAAAUUUGAUAUUCGCUUUCUCACAUGACAGGACCCAAAAUUUGAUUAUGUUAAGUCAGGGACGUUGUUAAAGGCCGAAUUAUUCUCCAAGUGAGGUAGCGCAUGCUUUACUCUUCUUUAUGGCUUACUGGCUUUACAAGUUCGACAACAGUAGGCUUUAGCGACAACACUGCACUCCUGAAUAGGAGAUACUGACUGAACUGUUUCAGUUUACACCCUAUACUAUAAUAAGCAUUGGGCCAGCAAUCAACACCAGAGGCUUUAAUUUGUGAUUUUGGCAGACUUAAGCUAUUUAUUUGAACCAGCUGUGAAAAUCUCGGCGGGUGGCUUAAACUGAACGUGAUUAGGCUCAUAGCUCCCGGUGCGGAUUCGCAACUCAGGCGGUUAGAUCGUUGACUGUACUCAAAGCCUACCCUCGUUGUCGCAUGUUCCAAUCCCAUCGAGUCCGUCCAAAUCUCACAAUUGGGUCAAAAAAUCAUAGACUUUAUCAAAAUUGUGCUUUGUAUUCAUGUUUCAGAUACUGUAGUGUUAUUCUUGCCUUUUUAUCGGAUGGUGGAAAUUCCUCGUCGUGCAUUUUACACGCGGAAAAUUUAUGCGAAACACUUAACACAAGGAAAAGUAUUUGGCGCGCAUACGCGUGCUUUCAACAAAUUCUCAUUGGGUCAGUACAUUUGUAUGGGAACGAGGUACAAACUAAAACGUGUGAGCGGUAAGAGCAAUCGAUUAAGAUUCGUCUUUGCAUACAAACGGGGUAUGUGAACAGAUCGGAGGGAAGGGAGGGGCGGCAGUAAGUGGCAGUGAGAGUUAGAAAGGGCCCUGUCACAAGGGGUGGUCGGGGCGCGGAGCCAUGCAUACAUAUAAUCGAUUCUGACCCACGGCAGACGCGGAGCGUGCAAGAGGUUCUUCUGCGUGCACAGGACCGGCCUUUGUAGCCUGACGGCAGUCGCUUCUGCUGUUGCUAGUAAGCGCUGACCCAAUCGCUUAGAAAGUUAGGUUGGGCCUUGUAAAUCUCAACGAUGGCUUCGAUGGGAUCCACACAAUGCCCAGAAUCAACCACGCGUGCGAGGAUGGAGCUGGGAAUGCUCUUAACUUCAUCUUUCUUCAGCCAUGCCGGCAGGUACUCUCGUAUUCUUGCGGAGAGGCGCCGACUCGUACGAGCAACAUAACCUGCUCCAUAGGAGCAAGUAAAGGAGUAAAUGCACAUGGGGGUGGUGUGAAAUGGUAGUAUGCCCCUACUUUGGUAGUCUAACCCUACCUUUUCCGCGUAGGACGGGGUUGGUCGAAGACAAUACUUGAACUCUUGCUACCGGGAUGGUCCGUGAAACGGCCUGGUCAAGACACCUUCUCAGGAGGUCACUCGCCGCGUCCCCAUUCAUUAACAUGCAUAUUGGGUCCGCGCAUAGGUGCCGGUUUGCCAAUGAUUAGCAGCCACUUGUGAAUUUCAACACCCUUCAUGAUUUAGGUAGGAAACUGUACUUAUUCAUAGCUAAGGGUCUAUCAAUUCCGUAAACAAUACAAUUUCAAAUGUGCCGCCGUCCUUUUACAAACAAUCUGAAUGAUGUAUUGUAGUGUUGAGCAGAGGACCGAUCCAGAAAAGAAACACCAGUUAGAUGAGCUGGAGAAGUGCCAAUUAUCACGCUUAACUAAGUGCCCUUCGUUAUCAGACGAUGUGUCGACAUAUCGUGUUCAUGUCCGAUAGCGCGCUGGCAAACGUGCUGUUACCGCUGACACCAUCAACGCGCACAAGCCGCCUUCUAAUGAAUCUCAGUUUAAAAUGUUUCCAUACGCGGUCCCUGUAGAUAAUAUAUUUGAGGAUUUAAAAAUGCCCAAAAUUACUCAAAAGGGGAUGACACUGUCGUGCAAUUAGGCAUCAGUUUGCCGCUGCCAGCUUUGGAAACACAACGUCCAUGAAUAACAGAAGAAAGCAGAAAAUAACCUGUUUCAUAGUAAUGAAAACAUAGGCAGAUCAAAAGCAACUGAUCUAUAGAUUGGCUGAGAUUUUGCCAUAUUCUUGGGCGAAUUAGCUCCUGAAAAUACGCACCCUUUGUUUUUGUCGCUUAGGGCCUUAUUUGCUCGAUGUAAACAUUAAAAAUAGAUGCAAGACCUCGCACGUUCGACUAGCUAGCGUUUUCUACCUAAAGCCUCUAUUGUUGUUGACAAAAUAAAUAUAUUUUGAGCAAACUCAUUUGGCAGCAUUUUGCGACGAUUCGCAAGCAGAACCUGGAUAUCAUUUAGUUAUCGUUUCAGGGUUGUUCAAAAGAUGCUGAAUAGUGCUUAGUUUUCUAAAUGUCGCGUAGAGUCGUCAAAGGUAACGAUUGGGCAUCGGGUAGAAUGGGAGGCUGCGAUGUGAUUGCCGUUUGUUUUCAGACUGAUUUUACAGUUCAAUAGAAGCGCACAGGAUGUGUUCGCAUUACACGGUGCAUUCGAAAUUUAAGAAUGUAAAGAUUCUGUGUUUAAGUCCUAACUAGAAAGAUGUUAAUUCAUAAAAAUGUACAUGUUCGCUUUAAGGGGAUGUUAAGAAAAGUGAGAGCCGAAUUGUUUUUGAACAUCAGGUGCGUCGGCCAUAUCGACGAAAUCAAGCGAACUCGUUUUCGUCUUGUUACAUUGCAUCCCAAUCAAUCCAAAAGCGUAAAAAAUUCCACGAAUCUUCGGUAAACCGUUUGGGAAUCAAUGCCCAGAAAGUAGGCUGUUGGAAAACCCACAUACCUGAAGUUAUACUAAUUACUAAAGUGUAUUUAAAUGUAGACUUCUCUUAAAAUCUGCGUUUAAAGGUUAUAGAUUUUGCGUGGGUUGACAUUCUAUAUAUUAAAAGCUAAAUUUUACGCAAGUAAAACCAUGUUUUGGCGUUUUCGGGAUUUUCUGCUUAUCCAUAUAGUUUACAUUAUUAAGCGACGUAACAUUGCCUUUAAUAUUCAUUUAGUGUUUUUAUUCCGUUAAAGUUCUUAUUCAUUAACAUAACUUUUGGGUCACGCAUUGGUGGCGUUUUGCCAGUGGUUAACCGUCAUUCGUAAAUUUCGACACCUUUCAUGUGUUAGAUCACGAACGUUCUUCAACGUUUAUCCAUCUUCUAUGCACCUUCUGUUGAAUCGUUGUUGUUUGCAAGCUAGAGCGUUAAAUCUUUAACUUAAUGGAACUCCUGAUAUGAUGCUGAAUGAAAUUAAAAAUGAGAGACAGGUAGCAUAUGAGAAGCAAUGGUAAUCUGAGGCCACCGGGUGACUUAGGGUAUCUGAACACGACUGAUCCUCAUAACCGAAAAGGGAACUGUUCAAACGGAUAAAAUGGCAGAACCAGUUUCCGGCAGCAGCCUGAUGCAGAGUAUCAUUUAAACUGCAGGAGUCUGCGGCGAUUUUGAUGGGGACAUUUUUGUUGGGUAAAUACUGCUCAUCGCUUCUGGCUAGAAUGGUAAAUGUAGAAAAGCACUUAAAGCAACUGCGUAUUAGAGGGUAGUAAAAAAGAAUGUGCGUUUUGAAAAAAAGGGAAACAACUAACAUUUUAGGACUAAUAGAGUUGUUUUUGCUUUCGACUUCAGCGUAAUCCCGACCGGAGUACACAUCGCAGGCGAGGGUGGUACGUGUAGUGUUCUCCAGGUAGAUGCAGUAGGCAGUUGGGGGUGUACGACAGACAUUAGCCUGCCCGUGAAUAUACAAAGCCUCUUUUAUUUCUCUCGGUUUAAUGCCAGCAAAUGUGUGGAAAUUGGCGCAUGUCUAGGUCACAAGUGCUAAGCCUUUGGAUGCAUUUUCUAAGACAUUUCAGUGCCUUUUAAAUGUUGAAAGACGACUUAACGGAAGUGUUACGUGUGAACCCACGUAACUAUCGCUACGCUUUUCUGCCGAAAUAUUUUGUUUGUCUGCGCACAUAACAAAUAAUUACACUCUCAAUCAUAAAAUAUCUGGAUAACUAUUUUAAGCAAACGUCUGACUCAUUAAAGAUCAUCUCUGGUUUCUGUGAAGAUAUGUAAAUUUAACUAGUCCCGGAUGAAAAAAGUAAAACGACACGCUGUUACCACAGCACAUGUUUCCCCGAAGCCGAUAGGAUCCUUGUCAGCGCAUUUUUGUAAACUCACAAUAAUCUCUUUGUUCUGCCCGACCUGUAUGCCGUCAGUAAUCUUGCACAUAUUUUCCUUUACAUGUUUCCCUCGUUGCGGCUUUCAUGCGUGCCUUCUAAAUGACGCCCAAGCACUCGCAACACUGGUCCCUUAAUCAGCCGUUACCACUCACGACACGCAAGAUUCCUAAACCAGGCAAACUACAGAGCUCUCAACAAAAUGUCAGUAAUGAGGUUAUGAGGGUAAAAUCCAUUUUGCUUCCUCAUCUAGUAUCCGCCAACGAUUCCAGGAAUGGCGUUAGUUUGGCAACAAACUGACAGUUUUCAAUGUCCACCGCCCUAAACUUCUGGGCCACUGCUUGCGACAGUGGGCAUAUAAGAUAUUAAUUCUAGGCCUCGGCGGGAAAAUCGGAGCUUUAGCCUUGUUGAGAUGACGCAUCUGGCCUACACAUCGCACCAAGAGUUGCCGACCUGCUAAUAUAAGUAAAAUCCCAAGUGGCACACUUAUGAGCUAAACACUUCACAAAUGCUAAUCCAUCAGGUUGCGCUGCCCAGCUUAGAAAACUGGUUUGCUGAUACCAGAUAGCCUCCACUAACAGUUACGGUAUGUUUGGUCGAUAUAACACAAACGUUGUCUGCGCGCUGACAGUCGAUGUAUUGGUGGCGCGCUCGAAGACUUUAGAAUGCAGUCGUCAUCGAAGAGGAUACAAUACAUUCUGGACGUGAAGGUAAUUGUGAUGGACUACAGACGGUGGAUUUUAAUAAUUUACCUGAGAUCAAAAGCGCAUCUCGCUAUCUGGUCGACCCCUUUGGCCGGUGUCCGACAGCAUUGUGUAGAAUUUGAGGCUGGGGUGGGUAGACUGCGGAUGCUUCCUUGCUUCGCCCUACGUAUCCCCACGUAAGUCACUUACAUUCAUUCAUUGUCUGGCAUGCUUCCCACUAUACAACUAUAUAGCUGUCUUUCCGUCGUCGUGAAUCGUCUGUGACAACCAAAUCGUCCCACAGCUUUGAAUGCUCCAUAUGGAUCAAUGAAGGUGUUGUAGAGGCCGAUGGACAUAUUUCUGCAGUUGCCGGGCAAUAUGAAGAGUGUUUUGCGGACACCGAGACUGCCGCAUUGUGUUGCGCGGUUAUUCUGGAAUUGGUAUCCACUCCCUAAAAGGCCUUCAGGUGAUUCAGUACUACCACCCUCUUCGAAAGUUUGAAAAACUGCAAGACGGGUAGACCCUGCUGCGCUUCAUCUCCGACAAUGCGUAUGUAUCGGCUGGGAUAAAUCUUGAGCACCCAGCUUCGGUUUCUAGGACAAAAGGAAAGCCACUGGAACCUAGAAGAAGAAGAAGAAGAAGAAGAAGAAGAAGAAGAAGAAGAAGAAGAAGAAGAAGAAGGAGAAGAAGAAGAAGAAGAAGAAGAAGAAGAAGAAGAAGAAGAAGAAGAAGAAGAAGGAGAAGAAGAAGAAGAAGAAGAAGAAGAAGAAGAAGAAGAAGAAGAAGAAGAAGAAGAAGAAGAAGAAGAAGAAGAAGAAGCGAUCACUGGAACAAAGAGUUCAUUGA
Molecule: messenger RNA, 39162 nt
Organism: Spirometra erinaceieuropaei
Lineage: Eukaryota; Metazoa; Platyhelminthes; Cestoda; Diphyllobothriidea; Diphyllobothriidae
Source: the annotation of a GenBank genome assembly